AUGCCAGCCUUCGUCCUUGUUCCUGCCUCACCUUCCGAUCUCGAAGCAGUCGCCCGCGUCCAGUUCGCAGCCUGCGCCUCCGACCAUGGAUUUCCUGUCGUCUUCCCAAAGGGAGCCACAUUAACUUCCAUCACCCACUAUGUGCGUUCAUACGAAUAUGACCUGGAGAACGACCCGACUUGCCACCUCAUGGUGGUCAAGGAAGCCAUGUCCGGCGAGAUCGCGAGCUUUGCCGUCUGGCAUUUCUUCCCUCCCAAAAGCCAAGAGGAGGUCGAGCAGGAAAUGCUGAUUCAAGAAGUUCCACUCCCCGACGACGCCAACAAGGAACUGGCGAAUCGCUUGGUUCGUAAUAGCAUCAGGAAACGCCAUGAAGUCGUUGCAUCAGCUAUCGGGACGGAAAAGCCCUAUGCUUAUCUCGCCGUGAUAGGCACCAGUCCGAAAUACCAGAAGCAAGGCGCUGCUUCUCUUCUGCUCCAAUGGGGUCUGGAGCGUGCCGAUGAUCUAGAGCUGGCAGCCUACGUCGAAAGUGCUCCACCAGCGUUGCGACUCUACGAAAAGUAUGGCUUCAAGGAAGUUUCCAAACUACCCCUAGAGAUGUCACCGUGGAAAGAUGGAGAAUAUUUGAAUGUAUGCAUGGUUCGGCAGCCUUCAAGUUGA
Fonsecaea multimorphosa CBS 102226 is the source of this 657-nucleotide messenger RNA. RefSeq lists its product as uncharacterized. The record is from RefSeq and is a predicted model, not a curated record. Bases 1 to 657 code for a protein of 218 amino acids. Lineage: Eukaryota; Fungi; Ascomycota; Eurotiomycetes; Chaetothyriales; Herpotrichiellaceae. The transcript has 2 exons. Gene Ontology annotation, molecular function: acyltransferase activity, transferring groups other than amino-acyl groups.